This is a messenger RNA of Lepisosteus oculatus (spotted gar), 998 nucleotides long. Lineage: Eukaryota; Metazoa; Chordata; Actinopteri; Semionotiformes; Lepisosteidae. The record is from RefSeq and is a predicted model, not a curated record.
UUUAAUAGAGCGCUUCUGCACCAAAUUGCAGGCUUGAAGAGACAGUGUUUCAAAGGAUAAGAACUAUGACGUCCGAGAUGACUACAACAUCACCAGUUCUUAACACCACUUUUAUCCGACCUUAUGGCUUUUACGUCCGUGGUUUCUACGCCUUGGAAAACUCGAAUUACUACUUUAUAUGCUUAGGGGUGAUUUACAUCGCUACAAUAUUAGCCAAUGCACUGAUUAUGUCCAUCAUCUGGUUUGCUCAGCCGCUGCACACCCCGAAGUAUUUUGGGGUCUUUAGCUUGGCCUUGGUAGAUGUGAGUUACAGCACAUCACUCAUCCCGAAGUCUUUAGAUAUGUUUAUUUACGGGAACAGACUCGUCGAAUAUAAUACUUGUUUAACUCAGAUGUUCUUCGUCGAAUUUUUUUCUGCAAUGGAAUCGUACGCGCUCGUGGUUUUGGCGUACGACAGAGUAAUUGCUAUUUGUUUUCCUCUAAGAUGCAAAACUAUCAAUUCAAAUUCUAAAAUGAUCAUAGUUAUUCUAAUUUCUUGGGCUAUACCCUUUGUUAUUGUUCUAACAAUGGUGUGUUUCAUAACACGCUUGUCUUAUUGUAAAUCUGUAAUCGUUAACAGUUACUACUGUGACCAUGGACCGGUAUUUAAAAUUUCCUGCAGCGACUAUUCUAUCAACUGGUUUAUGGCUGCAUUUUAUAUAGUCGUUUUAUUGUUUUUCCCUCUCGCGUUAAUACUGGUGUCUUAUGUAUGUAUUGUAGUAGCACUGCUAAAGAUAGCAGAAGCCGAUGGUCGACGAAAAGCAUUCAAAACAUGCACUUCCCACUUAAUUUUGGUGGCUAUAUUUUACGUUCCGCUUUUAGUCACCAACAUUAUAGCCUGGGUUAACGUAUACAUUGAUACCGACACCCGAAUCCUGAACACGUCUUUGUCGGGUGCUAUUCCUCCUCUUCUUAAUCCUAUUAUUUACACUUUGAAGACUGACGAAAUUAUGGAGCAA